Molecule: messenger RNA, 1627 nt
Organism: Lacerta agilis (Sand lizard)
Lineage: Eukaryota; Metazoa; Chordata; Lepidosauria; Squamata; Lacertidae
Gene: ATXN10
Product: ataxin 10
Exons: 11
Coding region: 1-1446 (481 amino acids)
Biological process (GO): neuron projection development
Cellular component (GO): cytosol
Source: RefSeq, a predicted model, not a curated record
AUGGCGUCUUCGGAGGCGCCUCCGGGGCCGCUGCUUGCCGCCCUGGCCGCGCGGCUGACGGGAAACGCCGAGGAGGAGCAGGCCGCGGCGGCGCCCGGUCGCCUGGCAACCGUCGGGCAGAUCGCGGCCCUCUUUCGUGACCGGGCGGGCAGGGAAAAAGCAACAGAAAGCCUAUUCCAAGAUCUCCUGCAAAUUUUGAGGAAGGCAUCUUAUGAAAUUGAUGUAACCUACAAGCAAAAUAAUACACUGGAACACACAGAUUCAUUGUUCCUGUUGGUAUCAGAAUGUUUCAGAUGCCUUCGGAAUGCUUGUGUUCAGUGUACCAAGAAUCAGAACGUUAUGAGGAACCUGGGGCUAAUUGAGGCAUCUGUACACUUGAUCCAAUUACUUCACAAAUUAGAAACUAAUCUGGAGUCAUUAUUGACAGCUUUUCGCUGUAGCCUCCAGUUUCUUGGAAACAUUGCAACUGGAAACAAAGAUUCUCAGCACAGGAUUUGGACUCUUGCUUUCCCUUCACUUUUCUUGAAUUGCUUGAAUCAUCAAGAUGAGAAAAUGGUUGCCUAUUGCUGUAUGGUUCUUUUCACUUGUCUUAACCCUGAGAGGACAAGAGAACUACAGGAAGAAAACAACUUGAACGUUGCCCUUGCUGUUCUGCGGGCUUCCAGAAAGUACCCGGAAUCGGAAUGGGCGUUCUUGAUUGUUACCAACCAUUUGCUGAAGUGCCCCGAGUUGGUCAAAGCCAUGUAUGCCAAACUGAGCAAUCAAGAAAGGGCUUCGUUUUUAGAAUUAAUACAGUCAGAAAUUGGUGAAAACAAUACAGUUAUCAGUGCAGAAACAGCCAAAUUUCUUGUAAAUUGUUUCAAGGAGAAAUGUCAAGCCGUGCUCAUCUUGGCUUUUGCAGCAAAUGAUGAUGAUGAGGAAGCACUAGUCACGAUUCGGCUUGUUGAUGUUCUUUGUGAAAUGACAUCAAACUCUGGACAUCUGGAAUGUCUGCAGGCUUGCCCUGAUUUGCUUGAGGUGACUGUCAAAACUUUGCAGCUUGCACAUCUCGCUGGGAAGAAGAGCACAAACAUCUUCACGGUGACUCACUCUGGGCAAGAACAAAGCUGUCAUCCAGCUGUGGGGUUUAAGUCACAUCUAAUUCGUUUGAUUGGAAAUUUAUGUUACAAGAAUAAGGCUAACCAAGACAAGGUUUAUGAUCUAGAUGGCAUCCCAUUGAUCCUGGAUAACUGCAGCAUUGAUGACAAUAAUCCUUUUGUAAGCCAGUGGGCAGUAUACACAAUCCGCAACCUCACGGAACAGAAUGAAAGAAACCAAGAACUCAUUGCACAGAUGGAGCAGCAGGGCCUGGCUGACAAUUCUGUCCUUGAGAACAUGGGAUUGAAAGUUGAGAAACAAGAUCAGAAGUUGAUUUUGAGAUCCAGUGGAAAGACACCACAUCUAUAAGCAACUGCAGGGUGAAUGGUUUUCAUCUGUUUUGUUGUAGAUACGAUACCAGUGUGGUAUAAAGUGGACACUCAACCAGAUUGUUGCCAUUAUUUCUUACCAAAGUCAAAGGUUAAUUUUAAACCUUCCUAGAUUGAAUAAAAUGUUAGUACCAAAUAAACUGCAAAUCCCAAAUUAUGGA